AUGCCGGGACUCAAGAACGCUGCUUGCGGUCGCACUGCGACCUGGCCCAACUUCGAUGACCGACCGGAGCUGCGAACGCUGCGCGGGCGGUUCCUGCGGCGCUUGCACCUAACGCUUCUCUACGGUCUCUGGGUAAUUGGCCUGCUGUUCUUUGCUGCGAUGUGGGUCUUUUCGCUCUUGUGUCUAGUGCUGUGGAUCUGGAGGAGAGUGACAAGCGCGGAGCCAGCUCCGAUGCCCCUCGCGGCGCAAGCCUACUUGGGAUUCAUUAUGUUGCAUGAGAGCUACCACUACGCGACGAAGCCGUCACUUCACCAAUGGCCGUUCAUGAGGCACUUCUUCCGCUACGUGUUCCUGCAUUACCCGUACUUCCGACUCAAUGUCACGGUCUUCGACGAGCGCGAGAAGGCAAAACAGCCUAAAGAUGAGUCUAACAGUGGCGAUGACGGCAAGUGCAACAAGGCAAUCGCUAGCAAGACGAUCGAAGAGAACGACCUAUCACCCUCCGUGAAGCCCGACGACCGCGCGCUGUUCGCCUUCCACCCGCACGGCGUCCUCUCUAGUGGAUUCGCGUUCAACGGCGCUCACCACAUGAGCUUCCUGCACGCGCAUUGUCGCUGGCUCGUGGCCGAAAACCUCUUCUGGUUCCCAGUCAUGCGCGACCUGCUCAACUGGAUGGACUUCAGCUGCGUCUCCAGAGCCACCUUCCACCGCUUCAUGGCCACCGGUCAAAACGUCUGCCUGAUCCCCGGCGGCUUCGAAGAAGCGACACUCUACAAGCGAGGCAAGCACCGAGUGUACAUCAAGAAGCGCUUCGGAUUCAUCAAGCUGGCUCUGCAGCACGGGUACAAGGUGCACCCGGCCUACACGUUCGGCGAGGAGUACGCGUACCACACCUUCCCGUACCUGCUGCAGCUCCGUCUCAAGCUGAACGAAUUCAAGAUCCCCGGGGUGCUCUUCUUCGGCCUCCCGCAGUGCUUCUUCCUGCCUUGCACCGACGUGGACCUCAUCACCGUCGUGGGGGAGGAUUUGGUGCUGCCGCGCAUCGAGCAACCAACGAAAGAGGACGUUCAGAAGUACCAUGCGCAGUACGUGCAAGCUCUUCAGAAGCUGUUCGACAAGUACAAGUCCGUCUACGCCGUCGACCCGGAGGCGAAGCUGGAAAUUUACUAA
Phytophthora sojae is the source of this 1170-nucleotide messenger RNA. RefSeq lists its product as hypothetical. Lineage: Eukaryota; Oomycota; Peronosporomycetes; Peronosporales; Peronosporaceae. The record is from RefSeq and is a predicted model, not a curated record. Gene Ontology annotation, cellular component: endoplasmic reticulum membrane. Bases 1 to 1170 code for a protein of 389 amino acids. The transcript has a single exon. Gene Ontology annotation, biological process: triglyceride biosynthetic process. Gene Ontology annotation, molecular function: diacylglycerol O-acyltransferase activity.